Cyclopterus lumpus (lumpfish) is the source of this 1623-nucleotide messenger RNA. RefSeq names its product peroxisomal biogenesis factor 16 (gene pex16). The record is from RefSeq and is a predicted model, not a curated record. Gene Ontology annotation, cellular component: peroxisomal membrane. Bases 156 to 1175 code for a protein of 339 amino acids. The transcript has 11 exons. Gene Ontology annotation, biological process: peroxisome organization. NCBI's taxonomy places the organism in Eukaryota, Metazoa, Chordata, Actinopteri, Perciformes, Cyclopteridae.
CGCGGCCGGACGUCGAUGACCGACGGACCGUCAACAAGGAAGUGUCGGACGCACUCCUGAAAACCAACUAACUGCUCCGCGCAGCGCGUGUGUUCGUGGACGCGCGGCCACGUGAAGAGUUCCUUUGGCUCAUUUACAGACAUUUAACGCGUGAAAUGUCAAACUUUAAAGAGCGCGUGCACAAAGCGACGCGUGUGUACGAGCGCUACACCGAGUACGUGAGGAGGAACCCGGCGGCCACGGCGCAGCUGGAGAGCACCGUGCGGACCCUGUCCUACCUGAUCGCAGGAAGAUUUGCAGAUUCACACGAAAUAUCUGAACUAGUGUACUCGGCCUCCAACCUGCUGGUGCUCUUCAACGACAGCAUCCUGCGCAGAGGGCUGAGAUGUGCCGUCCCCGUGUCGGUCUCUCAGCAGCGGCUCCUCACCUGGCUGUCCGUGCUGGAGCACGUGGAGGUCUUCCUGGAGAUGGGGGCCUGCAAGCUGUGGGGGGACCUGGGCCGCUGGCUGGUGAUCGCUUUGGUCCAGGUCUUUAAGACGAUUUUCCGCCUUGUUCUUCUUCUGUGGUACAAAUCCGGCCUCCAGACGUCUCCUCCCAUCCUCCCCCUGGACCGAGGAGCUGAAGACGAGGGUCACGUGGAGCAGCCGGAGGACGCCUGCUUUGUGGGUCAGAGGUCGGGCCGGGUCAUCAGGCCUCUGGGCAGCGCCUCCUCCCUGCAGGCCCGGCUGUGGGGAGCACCGAGUCAGAAGAAGAGGAGGAGCAGCCGGAGUGGCGAGAAGCUGCUCAGCAAACCGACACCGAUGGGGCUCCGGGAGACUCUGGCCGAGUCGGUGUUCAUCAGCCGGCCACUCGUCCACCUGUUCUGCCUCGGUCUCUGUGGAAAACAGUCCUGGACGCCGUGGCUCGUCUCCGGAGCCCUCGAACUCUCCAGCUUCGCGGUCCUCAGUGACGGGAGGUUCCUGAACCAAUGGGAGAGGGCCGAGAUGAGGAGGCGGAGCUUCCUCCUGCUGUACUACCUCCUCCGCUCGCCCUUCUACGACAAAUACUCAGAGGAAAAGAUCCUCUUCCUGCUCAGACUUCUGGCCGAUCACGUUCCAGGAAUCGGCCUCGUGGCUCGCCCUCUGAUGGACUACCUGCCCACCUGGCAGAAGAUCUACUUCUACAACUGGGGAUAAAAGCACCUGCAGGAGAACGUUCCUUACAGAACCCUGAAAUCAAAGAACGCCGUGGAACCGAUUCCCACUGCUGACCGGCAGCGAGCGCCUUUUUCUAGAUAGAGUAAUAAUUAAAAAAACCAAAUAGGAGCAAAACCUGUUUUUCUACCGUGUGACUGACUCGAGACACGGAGAACCUCAAUUAAUUUGGGUUCUGUGACCUACUUGCUUUGAUUUGAGGCUGUCAUCGCUGCGUUUUUGUCGGAGGCUGCGGGAACCCCCCCCCCCCCAGACAGGAAGCCUUCAUCAGAGCAUCAGGGGGGGGGGGGGGGGGUUCUCCGUGGAAACAGAAGAAAAGGAACCCGCUUGGAGUCAAUGACGAGAACACGAGCCGGAGGUUUUUAAAUCUUUAUUAACGUACUGAAUACGCUUCCUGUUCGUAGCCUACUAAUAAAUAGUUGUGAAUGUU